AGAGCUGCCUUUUCUGGUUGGAUUGCUGCAUGGAUAUUAAGAACUGACUCUAGAACAGCAGUUUGUCUCCGUAUUGUAAACUCAUAUAACCGGCGCUUCCUCGUCACAGAAGCGGUUCUGUCAAGGUCCGAACAUGGCCAUGAGUGUUUUAUACCACAACGUUAAACUCUUACAGAAAUGUACCCUGACCCAAACUGUCAGACUCGCACACGAUGUUUUACGGAGAGAAACGGGACUGAAACACACACUGUCCCCGCGGAGACAUCACUGCUGCCUGGUGAAUGUGAGUGAGUGGUUCACCUGCAGAGCAGCUCGGCAGCUGCAUCAACACUCCUCAAGAACCUUCUCCUCAAUACCUCCACCACCUCCAUCACCUUCAUCACCUUCAUCCCGGGAUAAGAAGAAGAAAACUGGGCCUGUGACGUGGAAAUCUUUAGCGAUAACAUUUGCUAUUGGAGGCACUCUGCUUGGAGCGAUGAAAUACUUAAAGAAAGAAAAGGAGGAAUUGAUCGAAAAAGAGCGGAAUAAGUCGAUCGGUCGGCCGGCGCUGGGAGGUCCGUUCUCGCUCGUCGAUCACAACAACAAGCCCACUAAGAGCGAGGACUUCCUCGGCCAGUGGGUCCUCAUCUACUUUGGCUUUACUCACUGCCCCGACAUCUGCCCGGACGAGAUCGAGAAAAUGAUUGAAGUGGUGGAUGACAUCGAUAAAAUAAAGUCUCUUCCAAACCUGACGCCGCUCCUCAUCACCAUCGACCCUCACAGGGACACGGCAGACGCCAUGGCUGCUUAUGUGAAAGAGUUUUCCCCGAAGCUGAUUGGCCUGACGGGGACUUUGCCUCAGAUCGAGCAGGUUUCCAGAGCCUUCAGAGUUUACUACAGUCAGGGACCAAAGGACGAAGACGACGACUACAUCGUCGAUCACACCAUCAUCAUGUACCUGGUGGGACCCGACGGAGAGUUUGUGGAGUAUUUUGGACAAAACAAAAGAAAUGUGGAGAUCACCAACUCAAUAGCAGCGUACAUGAGGAAGUACAAGAAGGCAAAGGGAUCAGCAGCCCAGUGAGGGCCCACGAGGGCCCAGUGAGGCCCCACGAGGGCCCAGUGAGGCCCCACGAGGGCCCAGUGAGGCCCCACGAGGGCCCAGUGAGGGUCCACGAGGGCCCACGAGGGCCUGACAGUUCUCAGCUGUUGGUGGGACAUCUUGUGUUGGCUCCUUGUAUUUAUUUUGAAGCUGCUGUUGUACAAAGAUAAUGGAGCUGCGGUACAUUCCCUGCAGUGAGUGGUGUGAAGUAGACGUAAAAUAUUUAAUUACGGGUGUCACGAUACCAGAAGUUAGUAGUCAAUAACAAAUACCUGUGAAAUUCCACGUUAAACAAACUAAAAACUGAAUCCCAUGUACUUGCACACACUCCUUUUUAUUACUUUUGCGUUCUGGUUUUUGUAAGGAAGUUAAACGUGUCAUAUUCCCUCAAACAUCUAUUUUAAAUGGCUGUCAAACAUUCAACUUUCUCACCAAAAACGUUUUACAAGAUUACAUUUGAACACAUCGUUAUAAUUUAACUUCUUCCAAUUCAUCAUUUUUACUGAGUAGUGCUUGAACGCACCAUAAUGCAACUCUAUGGAACCCCUGUUCACCGGCUGCUAACGGUAGCUAGCUCUCCUGCUGAUAUGUGGCGUUCACGUGCCGUGGUCUCUGACGGUACCUGUGCGACUGAAGAAAUCGACUUGGUACCAAAGUGUCUGGUCUCGUGACGCCCCUUCAUUUCAUGACGCUGCUGAAGGCUUCCGGUGCCCCCUGCUUACACAACAAAUGCUCAUCAGCUCCAUUGAGCUCCAUCUCUGACUUCUGAUGCACAGAAUGAGGAAAUACCUGAUUCAUGUUUGAUUGUGUGAUAAAAACUUACCACGCCUUUUCA
This is a messenger RNA of Cottoperca gobio, 1916 nucleotides long. RefSeq names its product synthesis of cytochrome C oxidase 1 (gene sco1). NCBI's taxonomy places the organism in Eukaryota, Metazoa, Chordata, Actinopteri, Perciformes, Bovichtidae. Gene Ontology annotation, molecular function: copper ion binding; copper chaperone activity. Bases 134 to 1063 code for a protein of 309 amino acids. Gene Ontology annotation, cellular component: mitochondrial inner membrane. Gene Ontology annotation, biological process: mitochondrial respiratory chain complex IV assembly; intracellular copper ion homeostasis. The transcript has 7 exons. The record is from RefSeq and is a predicted model, not a curated record.